AUGAAACAUAUUUUAAAGAUUCUUGGAUUGCUUGCCGCAUUAUCAGCUGUCUGGGCUGGCCUUCUGGAAACAUCACUGAUCCCCUACAACUAUGUCUGGUUGGUGAGUUCUCUUGUCGUGCUACUGAUCAUAAAUCUUAAGAUGGAUUUUUAAUAAUCUGCAGUUCCUUUGCAGCUUCCCAUCUACUUGAUUGUGUCUCUUGGUUGCUAUGGUCUGCUAAUGGUUGGGGUGGGUUUAAUGGUGUUCCCGACUUGUCCUCAAGAAGCAACGCUGCUGCAGAAGGUUUUUGCUCUUUUCCUGGCCGUUUAUUUUUAUUUAUUGUGCACAUAGAUGCCGUCAUGUGAGCAUUAAGAAGCUUAUAAUCCUCUGCAAAUCCUUACCUAUUUGUUAGCUUUUCAUUACUUUAGGAACAACAACUUGGGCACUUGUUAUGCAAUUGGAAUUAGGAAAUAAUUUUAUUACACUUAUGAAUCGUUGAUAAACCUUAAAAAUACAUUACUUGACAUUGUCCAUUCCAGUUUGGCUAUGAAACUUUAUUUUGUAUUCUUUAUCAGUUUAUUUAAAGAUUGGGGAAAUGAUUACAUACGCGAGAUGCUAUUUCAGUGACUCAAUUUAUGGCCCCAGCAGUGUUUUCAAAUGUUUUGUAAUAGAUUCUCAGGAACUUCAAUUCCCAAGGAUUUAGGGAGUGUGGAUCCACGGUUGCAAUAUUUCCUCAUUUUAAUUGAGUCCCAAUCUUUCGGUCAAUGCUGAUCUAUAGUUUUUCUUCAUAGAAUUGGGGCAUGGGACAAAUAAAAACCUUACCAAUGUAUAAAUAAAAGUUUUCUUCUCAAGUAAAUAGUUUGAUAAUUAUUUCUGUGAUGAAAAUCGUCUGUUUAAUCUGCUCUUGAGGAACUCUCCAGCCAAAAACUGUAGAUUCUUCAAUUCUUGGGGGUUUUCCACUGUUGCAGAUCUCUGAAAAUUGUAGAACCAUCUCAUUGUUCUUACUUCACCUUACUCCUUUAUUAUCACAGAAAUAAAUAGAAGUUUAUCAGUCAAUAGUGUCUCUUGUUUUGUUGUUUUGAUUAUGCCACUUAUUCUCGAUGACCUAAAGAAUCAUAAGGAUGGUGAACCCCAAUAAAUUUCUGUGUCCCUUUUUAUAGUCCUGUUUAUGGGAAAGAGAGACAGAGAGGCAGAGGCAGAGACAGAGACAGAGAGGGAGGGAGGGAGGAAGGGUGACAUCCCAGAUAGCAUUUGAGUCUCUCAAGAACUCUAGUUGAAAUUUUAUGGUGUAAUUGGUCUCCACAUCAAGGUCCUCACUUUCAAAGGGGAUGUGUACCUCCAAUUCUGGUGCUUGAGUCGUUCAUAUCCGAUGAUGAAGUAGGCUGGUCUAAUCGAGAUGGCUAUACCAAGGUUUCUACUUCCUUCUAUACUAGAGGUCCUCCCUAGUUAAAAGGUGAUCGGAUGACUAUUGCUUCACUUUUAUUGAGAUAUGCUUCUUCUUAGUAAAAUUGAUAUUUUUUAUAGCUACUAUGGCUUUUCAGUCAAAAAGCCUUUAAAAGAGGCAAUAAUAAAUCCAACCUUGCUGGACUUUAUCCGGGCCAGAACAGGGCUUCAAAGGGAUCCGGGUUCUAUUCUGUCAAACAUCAGUUUGGAUUGUUUUAUAUGCAGUCUAUUGAUGAAUGUUCUUCGCCAUGCAGGAUAUAUUAGAAGCCAAGGAUUUCUUGAUGAGAAAGGGCAUUGACGUGGGAGCCGCAUAA
Molecule: messenger RNA, 1736 nt
Organism: Spirodela intermedia
Lineage: Eukaryota; Viridiplantae; Streptophyta; Magnoliopsida; Alismatales; Araceae
Source: the annotation of a GenBank genome assembly